Conger conger (European conger) is the source of this 936-nucleotide messenger RNA. Its product is annotated as fish-egg lectin-like. The transcript is spliced from 5 exons. NCBI's taxonomy places the organism in Eukaryota, Metazoa, Chordata, Actinopteri, Anguilliformes, Congridae. The record is from RefSeq and is a predicted model, not a curated record. Bases 19 to 789 code for a protein of 256 amino acids.
ACUGAGCUUGUAGCAGCUAUGAGCUUGCGAACAGUCAUCCUGUUGAUCUCCUGCUUGCUGGGCACCAAUCUAGCAAUGGAUUGCCGGGAAGUUCCAGGGAAACUGAAGCAGAUCGAUGCAGGGUUGGGCCAGGUUUUUGGGGUGAAUGAAAAUGACCGCGUCUACACCCUUUACGGGGGAUCCUGGACCCAGCUACCUGGGGCCCUAAAGCAUGUUACCGUGGGACCCUCCGGGGUCUGGGGAGUCAACAAAAACAACCAAAUCUACAAACUUGUAGGUGGUGGCUGGGUUCAGGUGGGAGGCUCAAUGAAGCAAGUGGAUGCAGGAGGACACCAGUUUGUGGUGGGGGUCAACAUGACUAAUAAUGUGUACUGCAUGGGACGGUACGCCAGUGUGCGGUACAGAGGACCCGGGUCUCCUGCACCCUGGAACAUGCUUCCCGGGCACCUCAUGUACUACAGCUGUGGCCCCAAUGGCUGUUGGGGUGUCAAUUCAGCCCAGGACAUCUAUAUGAGGAAGUGGGUGACUCCGGCAGCAUGUGAGGACAACACAGAUUGGCAGUUGAUUUCAGGGAAGUUGGCAAUGAUUGAAGUGGGGACUGAUGGCAGCGUUUAUGGAGUCGAUGCAGUUGGAGAUGUAUACCGCAGAGACGGGAUCACUGCCGCAAACCCAGCAGGAAUUGACUGGAUAUACGAGAGCCCAUGCACCAAGAGCAAGCACGUGAGCUACGACGCUGGACACCUGUGGGUCGUCACCAAAGACAACAGGAUCCUGGACUGUGUUGUCUAAGAGCUUCAUCACAUAAUCACCACAUUAUAAUCAAAAAAAUGUUAUGCAUCCUUGAAUACCUCUAUGAACCUUCAUACUGUUACACGGUGCCUUUUGCUUCACAUGGUAAUGUAUCGUUUUUCAGAUAGGCUACACAGAAUCCGUGGU